CGCCCGGCAGGCCCGGAACUGGAGCGCUCGGGCGGCGAGACCGGCCCGGACCAGCGCGGGGCGGCGGGACCCGGCGGGGGAGGAGGGGCAGGGCCGGGCGGGAGGAGCCGCGGCCGCCUUCGCCGCCGCCGCAGGGCAAUUUGCAUAUUUCUCUGAAGAACCUUUAGGAACUUGGGCAGCCUGUCUUCAGACUUGGAAAGAGGGGUGGCCCACGUUGUUUCUCAAAAUCUGGGUCACAGCAGUGGUGUCACCCGCUCCAGGAGGUCAGUUCUGAGGUCGAUGCCCCUCUUUGUAUCUAUCCCUGCAUCUCUUGUGUUUCCGCCGUCACAGCAUUUAUCUGCUGGGCCAGGCAUGGCCACAUGGAACAGGGUGAGCCGGAGGAUGCUGCAGCCUCAGGGGGCCAAGCCAGCCGCGGAGGGGGAGCCACAGCUGCCCACGGGCCGGGAGCUGGCCGAGGCCACCCGCUUCGCCUAUGCCGCCCUCUGUGGUGUCUCCCUGUCCCAUCUAUUUCCAGAACCUGAGCAAAGCUCCUUCUGUGUAGAAUUUGUGACGGGCCUGGUGAAGUGGCUGGAGUUGUCUGAAGCCGUCUUGCCCACCAUGACUGCUUUUGCCAGUGGCCUGGGAGGCGAAGAAGCAGACAUGUUUGCUCAGAUUUUAUUGAAAGACCCCAUCUUGAAGGAUGACCUGGUGGUUAUUAGUCAAGACCUUCUGAGCUUCUCACUCGCAGAUGGGCACUAUGAUGCUCGGGCCAGAGUCCUCAUUUGCCACGUCACCUCCCUGCUCCAAGUGCCCUUGAAGGAGCUGGAUAUCCUGGAAGAGACAUUCCUCGAGAGCCUGAAGGAAACUAACGGGGAGGAAUCUGAAAUGGCCGAGGCAUCCCGGAAGAAGAGAGAAAACCGGAGGAAGUGGAAGCGCUACCUCCUGAUAGGCCUGGCGACCGUCGGAGGCGGAGCGGCGAUUGGAGUGACUGGUGGUCUGGCUGCCCCCCUCGUUGCCGCAGGAGCUGCAACGAUCAUUGGCAGCGCUGGGGCUGCGGCUCUGGGCUCAGUGGCUGGCAUAGCUGUCUUGACCUCCCUGUUUGGUGCAGCUGGAGCUGGCCUGACAGGAUACAAGAUGAAGAAGCGUGUCGGGGCCAUUGAAGAGUUCGCAUUCCUGCCUCUGACAGAGGGCAGGCAGCUGCACAUCACCAUUGCCAUCACGGGGUGGCUUGCAUCCGGCAAAUACCGCACCUUCAGCGCCCCCUGGGCUGCCCUGGCCCACAGCCGCGAGCAGUACUGCCUGGCCUGGGAGGCCAAGUACCUGAUGGAGCUCGGCAACGCCCUGGAGACCAUCCUCAGUGGCCUUGCCAACAUGGUGGCCCAGGAGGCCCUGAAGUACACAGUGCUGUCUGGCAUCGUGGCUGCCCUGACCUGGCCAGCUUCACUCCUCACUGUCGCCAACGUUAUAGACAAUCCCUGGGGUGUGUGCCUCCAUCGGUCCGCGGAGGUCGGCAAGCACCUGGCCCACAUCCUGCUCUCCCGGCAGCAGGGCCAGCGACCCGUCACCUUGAUCGGCUUCAGCCUAGGAGCCAGAGUCAUCUACUUCUGUCUGCAAGAGAUGGCUCAGGAGAAAGAUUGCCAAGGGAUCAUUGAGGACGUCGUCCUGCUAGGUGCGCCUGUGGAAGGAGAAGCCAAGCACUGGGAGCCUUUCCGGAAGGUGGUGUCUGGGAGGAUCAUCAAUGGCUACUGCAGGGGAGACUGGCUGCUGAGCUUCGUGUACCGUGCGUCCUCGGUGCGGCUGCGCGUGGCCGGCCUGCAGCCUGUGCUGCUGGAGGACAGGAGGGUGGAGAACGUGGACCUGUCCUCGGUGGUCAGUGGCCACUUGGACUAUGCCAAGCAGAUGGACGUCAUCCUGCAGGCCGUGGGCAUCCACACCAAGCCGGGCUGGGAUGAGAAGGGUCUCUUGCUGGCUCCAGGCAGCCUGACCCACGAGGAGCCUCACCAGGGGACAGCCACCUCCUCGUCAGGCAAGACCGCCGGCCAGGCUGGGCCAGCCCAGGGCCCCACACCAAGAGAUGCCCCCAUAGCGGCCACAUCCACUGACCCCAGCCAAGCCCAGAUGCCAACAGGGCUGGACCAAGCUGAAGGGGCUUCCCUUCCCAACACCCCCAGCCCCACCGAAAGCCCCCAUGCCUGCAGCCAUGGCGUGGGUCCCAACCCACUGGGCUGCCCCGACUGUGCCAGGGAGACGCAGGGGCCCUAGUGGGGUUGCCGAGCUGCCUUCCCCAGUUUCUAUGUGCCACCCUCAUCCCCUCCAUCAGGGUCUCCCACGGGAGCUCUGAAGGAGGGGAACCUCCAGAAGUGCCUUUCCUGAGCUGAAGGAAUUGAAAUUGGAAGAAGGGGCACUUGUAUGAAGAAAACUUUCCCUCCCUGGGGAAGCAAGGCCAGAGACCUUGAAAAUCAACCAACCAUUGUUCAGAGCCCCGGGACUUGAAACCAGUGGUGGGCUUCACAUCCCAAAUGGGGGAUCUGGCUGUCCAUCAGGAGGUCCAGGGGGCAUUCUGGGGCCAGAGGCCCCCAUUCCUCCACUCUCCCCGGGCUACAGAAAAGCCAGGUUUCCUGCUCUUCCAUCCACAGUCCAGGGUACCCGCAAGCCCCAGCCCUACCUGCUGGCUCCUCCAGGGCUCCUGGGGGUGAUCCUGUAGGCCAGAGCAGUGCAGGUGGGAGGUGGGCAGCUUACAUUCCCUGCUCUCGAGAGAGCUGCAUAUGCACAAGUACUGGGGGUGUCAGUCACAUAACUGUGAUGGGAAUGGUGCCCCUGGACAUAAUUGUGAGGGUGCAUGGUGAAUAAAUGCUGAAUCAGCAUUCACUGUGUGUGGGAACUGGGCCUGGUGACAAGAAUGGAUUAUAAAGGGAAGGAUUUCCUGUAACAGGAACAGGGGUGAUAACAAUAAUCAAUAUAAUAAAUAAUAUUGAUAACA
Molecule: messenger RNA, 2959 nt
Organism: Choloepus didactylus (southern two-toed sloth)
Lineage: Eukaryota; Metazoa; Chordata; Mammalia; Pilosa; Megalonychidae
Gene: TMCO4
Product: transmembrane and coiled-coil domains 4
Exons: 16
Coding region: 280-2241 (653 amino acids)
Source: RefSeq, a predicted model, not a curated record